AGGUGUGGUCUAACUGCAAAACCGGAACUAUCCAGAAGGCAGUGGCCAGUUUCAGCGCAGUCUCCGACAGGCACAGACGCGCAAGAAGAGCAGAGGAGAAGAGGAGGACUUUUACAACUUUCAUUGCGCUUUGUUUUGUUGAAACCGGUCAUUGAAUUGGUGCUGCAGUUUCUCCAGAGAUGAGUUUGACCGGAUCUCAGACCAGGCUCCACCAGAUCGGCCGCAGAUCCACCUCCCGGCCGGACCUCACCGCUGCGGGCUUCAGUUUACCCCGGAGUGACGGAGCGCAGCUUUUCAUGAGUGGAAAUGGAUACCAUUCUGACUUCAAUGAUGGCUAUGUGCAGACCACAACACACACUUUCUCCAAAAACUCACUGGGAGGAGGAGGAGGAGGAGGAAUGCAGGGCAUGACAUCCAUGUCUGUUCAGAAAAGAGCUCAGUUUCUUUACCAGGAAUGUUUUAGCUAUCUGAAGCGAGCGCAGAACCUGCUGGAGAACAUGGCACCAGCAGCUGAAGUGGACAAGAACAUGAUGGCGGCAGCGGAGGCCAUGGAGCAGAUGAGGACGUGUGCCGUGGAAUUGCGGAACGCCGGCCUUUCCAAUGAAAACAUCGUCCGCAAUCUGGAGGAGUGUGCCGCCAUCCACACAGAGAUCCGUAACUCCAUCACGGGCACCACUCUCCGCAGGACCGGCACCGUGAGCGGAUGGGAGGAUCCCACCAAGAGCUUUCAGGAGGCAAUGCAGUGGAUCAACCAGAAAAAGAGACUCAUUGAGACCUCACCCUUCGGUGAAGAUGCGGAGACCAUCAGCCAACAAAUCAUGAAUCACAACAAGUUCCACAGUUCAAUCCAGAGAAGCCUGGAGGUGGACAGAGCACGGGAUGAACUGAUGCAGAGCCGAGAGAAAGCUGGACUCCACGCUCUGGACCAGGAGUGGGACACGUUACAGAAAAUGUCUCAUUUGCGUGCAGCUCAGCUGCGAGACUUGCAGGGCAUCAUCGAGGAGAUCUCCAGAGCCAUCAUGUGGGUCAACGACAGGGAGGAGGAGGAGCUGGUGUUCGACUGGGGCGAUAAAAACAUCAACAACUACAUCCCCCGCAAACAAGAGAGCUACUCGAAACUGAUGAGUGAUCUGGAAGAGAAAGAGAAAGAGCUGAAUAAACUGAAGGUGAAGGUGGACAACCUCCUGAAGAACCAGCACCCAGCGUCGGAUAAGAUCGAUGCUUACAUGGACACGCUUCAAACCCAGUGGAGCUGGUUACUGCAGAUCACCAAGUGCAUCGAUGUUCACCUGAAGGAGAACGCCGCGUACAGCCAAUUCUUUAAGGAGGCCAAUGAGACGUACACCAGACUCCAGAAAGACCACGAGUUGAUCCGUAAGAAGUUUAUCUGUGACAAGAACACACCUCUGGAGAAUCUCACUGAAAUGCUCAAAAACCUGGAGAAAGAGAAGGAGAGGAUGAUAGAUAGUAAGAGGCAGGUUCAGACGCUGGUCAGUAAGUCCAAGAACAUUGUGUGUCUGAAACCUCGUAACCCAGAGGAGAAGAGCAGCAGUCCGGUCAUAGUGAAAGCUCUGUGUGACUUCAAACAGGAUCAGAGGGGCAUUAUGAAGGGGAAUGAAGGCAUUCUGAAGGACAACACUCAGCGCAGCAAGUGGCAUGUCACUGGACCUGGAGGACUGGAAAUGCUGAUCCCAUCCGUGUGUCUGAUCAUCCCACCGCCAAACCCUCUGAGCAUCAGUCUGGCGCAAAAGAACGAGCAGUACUACGAAGCCAUCAUGUCCAUCUGGAGUCAGCUGUACAUCAACAUCAAGAGUCUGAUUUCCUGGCAGUACUGCAUGAAGGACAUUCAGCACAUCAACUCCCUCACGCUCUCUAUGCUCUCAAAAAUGCGUCCUGAGGAGUAUCGCAACAUUAUUAAGAGCCUGGAGAUUCACUACCAGGAGUUUAUGCGUAACAGUCUUGGCUCUGAGAUGUUUGGCGAUGAAGACAAGAGAAAGAUGGAGAUGCAAUACGCAGGAGCACAAUCCCAUUAUGACCAGCUGGUGAUCCAACUGCCCAGCUAUAGGGUGAGUGGAAUGAAAACAACUGAAGUGAUGGUGGAGACAGAUGGGAAGAAGGUGGUGACGCCUGGAAAGACAACGGUCAUCUCGGGGCUGAAUGUCAAUCUCAUGACAGACCUGAGCGCUCUCAGACGCAGACUAGAGGCAGCGGAGUCAGGCUUGAUUCAGCAUCUCCACGUGUCUCUGAAGGAGAACGGUGUACAGCAGUGCUCCCAAAGACUUGUGCUGCUGCAGGGUGUACAUCGUGAUCUGGACUCCAUCCGGGACGAGUACCUGCACCUGAGGGAGAAGAUUUUAAGAGAACUGGAUGGAAGCACUAACCCAGAGCAGACCAAGUACCUGCGCAGCGAACUGGACAUCAUCAACCAGAAACUGGGCAGUCUGCAAGGCUUAUCAACCGCAUAUAUCCAGAGGCUCACUGCUCUUCAAGCUCUGCUCCAGAGCCUCCUGCAGGCUGAGGACAUCAUUAAAGUCCAUGAGGCUCGUCUUACAGAAAAAGAGACGAGUUCUCUUGAUCUGAAUGAAGUGGAAAAUUACCGCACGACUCUGAAGCUCAUGAAAGCAGAACUGGAGCAGAAGAAGGGUGUUUUGAAGGCUAUGGAGUCGGAGCUGUCCAAGGCUGUACACUGGAACAGUCAAAUAGACAAAUCUUUCCAUCAGUGUGAUGUUGAUCUGUCCAGAUACACAGAGCUCGUCGGACAGAUGACUGACCGCUGGCGCAGGAUUGUGACUCAGAUUGAUAGCAGGGUAUGGGAUCUGGAAAAACAAGAGAAACAGCUGAAUCACUACAAGCAAACAAGCUCCAUGCUAAACAGAUGGAUUCAGGAAACACGUCAGCGGCAAGAUGCCCUCCAGAUUACUAAGUUCAACAGCGUGGAUAAUUUAAUGGACCACCUGAACCAACAAAAAGUGCUGUAUUCUGAGAUAAAAGGAAAGAAAGAAAAAGUGGAUGAUGUGGUCAAAGACGCAGACACCUGUGCUGCCUCCAUAAAGGACUAUGAGCUCCAGCUGGCGUCCUACAGUGCAGGUUUGGAGACGCUGCUCAACAUUCCCUUUAAGAAGACUAUGCUGCAGUCUCCAGCCACUGAACUGAGGCAGGAGGCAACGGAGUUGCAGUCACACUACAUAGAGCUCUUGACGCGUUCAAGUGACUACUACAAAUUCCUUGGAGAAAUGCUAAAAAACAUGGAGGAGUUAAAGAUGCGGAACACUAAAAUUGAGCUUUUGGAGGAGGAACUGAGACGCCACAAGGACAACCUCCAAGACCAAACCAUUAAGAACAAGUCACUGGAGGACAGUCUGACUCGCUAUCGGCUGGAGCUGACCCAGUCUAAAGAGCAGCUUAUAUCUAUGGAGGAGGUGAAGAGAACCCAGGCUAGGCAGUGCAGUAGUGCUCAGGAAAGCCUGGACAGCACCCAUAAUCAGCUGAAGAGCUUACAAGACGAGAUGUCCCGCCUCACGUUUCUCAUUGAGGAGGAGAAACGCAAGCGGAGGCUGGCUGAGGAGCGAUACACCAACCAGCAGGAGGAGUAUGAGCUUGCUAUCCGCAAGAGACAGAAAGAACUGGACGAGCUCAGUAUGUCCAAAAGCCAAUUUGAAAGGGCCAUCAAAGAAAAGGAACGAGAGAUUGAACGGCUGAAAUUACAGCUGGACGAUGAGGCCUCCCGGCGCAGUGCAGCAGAAGCUGAGACCUCAAAGGUAAGAACGCAGUUGAACCAGGAAAUUAAUAGCCUAAAGCAAAUGUAUGAAUCUGAGAUCCACAUCACCAAGACCACUGUGCUCAAGACAACACAGCAGAAGGAGGAGGAAUCAACAACUCUAAGACUUCAAAUGGAUAGGUUAACCUCUGAGAAAAGAGACCUGGAAGAGGAACUAAGAAAGGUGCAGCUUUCUUUCUCCCACUCAGAAGCAGCACGGAGGAAAGCAGAAGAGGACGCACUUCAGCAGAGGUCUUCAGCGAGCGAGGGAAGCAGGUGCAAGAGGGAACUGGAGACACAGAUUCAUCUCAUAACACGUCAGAAGGAAGAGAUUGAAACAAGACACAGGGUGGAACUGGCAGAUGCCAACAGAGUUGCUCAGGAAAAGGCCCGUGAGAUUACCUUGUUGACCCAGAAUCUACAAGACGAGACCAGGCGUAGGAAAGCCGUGGAGGUUGAGAAUCAAAGUCUCAGGCAGUCUCAGGCUGAGAUACUGGCUAAGCAAACUUCAAGCACAGAGGUCAUUAACAAGUUGAAGAUCUCGGAGCAAGAGCUACUCGUUGUAAAGAGAGAGAUAGAGAUGCAGAAAAACGAUAAGAGCAAGUUGGAACAGAAUGCCGCCAGACUGCAGAGUCGCAUCAGUGAACUGCAGUCCAAAGUGAACGAGUUGCAGGCUGAACUGGAGAAAGAGAAGAGGAAUAGUCAGGAUGAGCUCACGAGGAGAAAACGAAUGGAAACGGAGCUGGAGAAGGUGAACCAGACGUGCCGGGAAUACACCACUACCAUCAGCACACUACGGGUCCAUCAAGAGAAGGAAAGUGCUUCUGGACGCAGGUAUGAGCAGGAGCUUCGCAGCUCUAAGGAUGAGUUGCAGAGAAUCCAGAAGGAGUACAACGUUACCGUAGAGAAUCUGACCAGAGUGAAUGCAGAAUUGAAGGCUUUGCAACAGCAGCUUCUACGGGAACAGGCCCUUGUCCGUGAGGCCAAUCAACGAAACGAUUCCCUCUACAAGACAAUAGAGGACAAGACUCGAGCGCUAAAUGAGAGCACCAGCGAGAUUGAGAAGCUGCAGAACCUUACUCAGAAUCUUACCAAAGAGCGUCUGCGGCUAGAAGAGGAACUAAGGAGUAUGCGACUAGAGCGAGAUGAUGCGAAAAGAAGCCUGAGCACCAUAGAGAGUGAAAGUGCUUCCCGAUUGUCUGCCAUUCAGUUCCAGUUACAAACCAGCAAUAACAGAGCACUGGAACUGCAGGAACUAAUCAAUGAACUGACUAAAGAGAGGGAAAGUUUAAGGGUGGAAAUUGCCCAAAUCCAAAAGCAGUUCACGGAGACAUCCAUGAUGAUCCAGCGAUCUGAUGCCAACUACAAAGAGAUUGUGCAAGAAAGAGAUAGUCUUUUAAUCAAACUGAAGCUGUCACAACAAGACAAAGAAAAGCAGCAGCGGUAUGAAGAGGAACUCAGGCGCAUCAAACUCUCCUUGGAAUCUGAGACGAAACAGAAGCAACGUCUCCAGGAUGAAGUUGAUAGAAUUACCAAGGAUUUCAAGUACUGGAAAAGCCAAUAUGAUUUGAAAGAGGGGCAGAUCAGACAGAGUGAAGUAGAUAGAGACAAAGUUGAGAGAGACAGAGCCUCCUUCCUGAGUGAGAUCCAAAGAUUGACAGCUGAGCUGAGGAGUGUAGAAGAACGCUACAAGAAUCGUCUUCACAGCUCAGAAAAGGAAAUCUCAGAGCUCUCUCGGAGGAAGGAGUCUUUGGAAAUGGAACUGAGGAGGUUGCAACAGCGUCCAGUUGCAUCCUGCAAGCAUACUCAGACUGAUGGGGUUUCCAAAUCUGAGGGUACUGUCCAGAAUAUCACAGUGCAAGGUCUGCGUGGUGAGGUCUCACUUACUGAGCUAGUAGAUUCCAACUUGCUUGAUCAAACAGAUUUGGAUAAAAUAAACCAAGGAAAACUAACGGGCAAAGAUAUCGAGCACAGACUCAGAUCUUACCUGGGUGGCUCUGAUUGCAUCGCUGGUAUCUAUGAUGAGGCCAAGGAUAGGGUCAUGCCCUUUUAUCAGGCCAUGAAAGAAGGUCUAAUUCGACGGGGAACCACACUGGAGCUCCUGGAGGCCCAGGCUGCCUCUGGUUUCAUAAUUGAUCCAGUCAACAAUGUCUGCAUGACGGUUGAAGAAGCGUGGAGGAGAGCUCUUGUGGGAAAGGAGUUUAAAGACAAGCUACUGUCUGCUGAGAAGGCUGUGACAGGAUACAAAGAUCCUGCAACGGGAAAUAUCAUCUCACUCUUUCAAGCUAUUGAGAAAGAAAUCAUAGAGAAAGGUCAUGGAAUUAGACUCCUGGAAGCUCAGAUAGCUAGUGGCGGUAUCAUAGAUCCUAAAGGGAGUCAUCGAAUUGAUGUGGAAGUGGCAUACAGGAAAGGCUACUUUGACCGUGAAAUGAAUGAUAUUUUGUCGUAUGAGGGUGACGACACCAAAGGCUUCUUUGACCCCAACACCCAUGAAAACCUCACAUAUCUGGAUUUGAAAAAGAGAUGCAUCACAGAUCCUAAGACUGGGCUUAUCCUUUUGCCUUUGAAGGACAAGCAGAAGCCAAAGCAGACAACAUCUCAAAAGAACACACUGCGCAAGAGGAGAGUGGUGAUUGUUGACCCUGACACUGGCAAAGAGAUGACCGUUCGGGAAGCGUUCCAUCGAGAAUUAAUCGACUAUGACACUUUUCUGGAGCUUUCUGAACAAGAGUGUGAGUGGGAGGAGAUCACUAUCGAAACAUCUGAUGGAAACAAGCGUUUGCUUGUUGUUGAUCGCAAAACUGGAAUGCAGUAUGACAUUCAAGAGUGCCUAAAUAGGGGAAUCAUAGAUAAACAAACCUUUGACAAGUACCGUGCAGGGACCAUGACACUCACUGAGUUUGCAGCUAUGAUCACAAGUAAAAGCAAUAGUUCGGAGCUUGCCAUCUGCUCCAGCAGUCCUGAGGAUGUUGCUACUUGCAGUAGUCCCACGCAGAUCGCGCCAUCAUCUCCAACUGUCCGCAAACGAUUUGCCAGUGUAUCCAUUACACUCUCCCCUCCAACUGAUAUUUUUGAUGACCAGAGCCCAGUGGGAGCGAUUUUUGAUACAGAGACCCUAGAGAAGAUAACCAUCCCUGAGGCACAGCGACGUGGAAUAGUGGACAACAUCACCGCUCAGCGGCUCUUGGAAGCCCAGGUUUGCACUGGAGGAAUUGUCAAUCCUUCUACUGGCCAGAGACUCUCUCUGAAUGAUGCUGUCCAACAAAGCAUUAUUGAUGAAGACAUGGCUGCCAAGCUAAAACCAGCACAGAAGGCUUAUGCAGGUUUUGAGGAUGUGAAGACCAAGAGGAGACUUUCUGCUGCCGAGGCCAUGAAGGAAAAAUGGUUGCCUUAUGAGGCAGGGCAGAGGUUUCUGGAGUUCCAGUACCUGACAGGUGGACUUGUAGAUCCAGAAACCGGCCGCCGGGUCAGCAUUGAGGAGUCCAUCCGACGAGGAUGGCUUGAUGGCAAAGGGGCGCAAAAGCUGCAGGAUACAAGGAACUACAUUAAGAACCUUACCUGCCCUAAAACCAAACUUAAGAUCUCAUACAAAGAGGCCAUGGAUAACUGCAUGGUGGAGGAGAACAAUGGCAUGAAGAUUCUACAGGCUACUUCUAUGUCUACUAAAGGCAUAAGCAGCCCCUACAAUGUGUUGUCAGGACCAAGCUCUCGCACAGGGUCCAGGGCAGGAUCUCGCACUGGCUCAAGAAGUGGAUCACGCAGAGGCAGUGUCGACUACACCUCCUCUGUUUCUUACAGCUACAUCUCAUCUUAGCUAUACAGUUAGUUGUGAUUACUAUGCUUAGUAUGUACAAUUUAAGUAUGAUUUUCUAUUCAAGAGGAUUUCAGUAUGGGUUUGGGAUACAGAAUGUAGAUUGACAUCUUCUUUCACUUUUACUAGCACUGAUCAAUUUUCUUGGGAGUUUAAGAUGUCUUUUAGAUUAAUGGUAUUUUUCAUUAUUUACACAAGGGGAAUUUUAGAUUUGUCAUGACAUUUAACAAUGUUUUCAUCAUUUCUUUUUUUUUUUUUCGGUAUUUGAGAUUGUUUUCAUUUGCAUGUUUAUUUACAUUUUACAUUACAUUCACAUGUAUUCAUUUACUGUAGCAGACACUUCUAGCAAUACAGCAUAGAGCCAAUAGCCGCUUUUCCACCAUUGGGCUGAAGAACAGUUCCAGUUAUAUUUCCACUUGAGCCUGGUAUGGCAUGGCACGAAUAAAAAACAUUUUUCGGCCCAGAAUUCUUAGUACUGUUGGCUAACUGUGCUGGUAGAAUACGUGUGGUGACAUUGCCACUCAGGUUUGGUCACUUGUCUGUUGCCUGGCUGCCAGUUUCUCUGUAAAUAUUUGAUCAUCCUCCAUAACGAGGAUGCUAUUUACAGCUCAUAUCAUCUGUAAACUCUUGUUUAAGGCAGCGACCGACUCAUUUGUAUUACAUCACAAAGAGCUCCGUUAUCAGCCCCAGAGUGGAAAAUGAAGCCGUAUGGCUGGGCCGGAUUGGCACGGUUAAGCAAUGAGGACAGUUUGGCCUGACGGCGGGAAAGCGGCUAAUGUUAGUCAUAUAAAAACGCUACAUUAAGAAACAAGUACUGUUUUUAUCUAAAUCGUCUGCUGACUUUGUAUCAAAAUGGAUCUACUAAUUUCAAAGUAGAAAUCAUAUAUUUUGAGAUUUGCUUUUAAUGAAUGAAUAUUUGAUCUGAUUGUGUUUAUAUGGAGCAAUUUAAACAAUAAAAACUAUUAAAAUAUAAA
Messenger RNA from Megalobrama amblycephala (Wuchang bream), 8542 nucleotides. It is a transcript of the gene dspa, whose product is annotated as desmoplakin a. The record is from RefSeq and is a predicted model, not a curated record. Gene Ontology annotation, biological process: intermediate filament cytoskeleton organization; cell-cell adhesion; skin development. Gene Ontology annotation, cellular component: intercalated disc; cytoplasm; plasma membrane. Gene Ontology annotation, molecular function: structural molecule activity. Lineage: Eukaryota; Metazoa; Chordata; Actinopteri; Cypriniformes; Xenocyprididae.